Podospora pseudopauciseta is the source of this 2864-nucleotide messenger RNA. RefSeq lists its product as uncharacterized. The coding region runs from base 809 to 2431 and encodes 540 amino acids. The transcript has 2 exons. The record is from RefSeq and is a predicted model, not a curated record. Lineage: Eukaryota; Fungi; Ascomycota; Sordariomycetes; Sordariales; Podosporaceae.
CUCCAAGCGCCCGCCAAGACACCCUUUCCAGAUUUCUCACUCUGAACCUGAACCUCGCCGACACUCGGCAUGGGCCUGGGCAGUGGGCGAAGCGCUGCGGCCGCAGAUAUUGACGAUUCCAGAAUGCCGGGUUUGGGUAUUUUCCGAUAUGUCUUGAAGACCAUCACCGUCACGGUCACUCACCAUCACUGUCACCAUUACCGCCACGCUGCAGGGCUGGAUUGACGAGCCAAGUGUUGGGAAGAGAGGAACACCGACGAUGGAAACCAUCUCCUUCUGUCAACACACCACCACACACCACUUCUCCUCCAUCAGCAGAGCAACGACACAACGGUUUUGGGUUGAUGAUGGUUUCUAAGAAUUGACUGCAGCAUGCACAUCUCCAUUGGCCAAUCCGUCCGAGAGCGUUGCUGCCGACCAGACGAGCUCAGGUACGGUCCAUCUGCCGACUGUCAGCCCUGAUUGGACUGACUGGCAUGAGGACCUGGCCGGGGGUUCACCAGCGGCACAUUGACAAGACUAUCAGCUCCCAUCACACCCUCAAUGCAGGUUGGCACACCAUCUGAAUGCCUCCCCACUUGCCUGUUCUGGCCCCCGUCACGUCCACAUUCCCCUUGACGGCGGCUCCAGAAUCGAUACUUGUACUGGAGUGAAUCCACCUCCUCCAUGUUCUUGGGUUCUUGUUGCCACUCUCGCUCGUUUGGUCCAUCGACAACCACCCUUCUUUCUUCUUCAGUCCGCCCUUUUCAUCAUAUAGUUAAUUUACCUAAUUCUCCCAGGCUGGAUCCUGGUUCUUUACCGCUUUACAAUGCUUCUCCUACCGGUUGUUCUCCUUAUCCCACAGCUUGUGUCGGCCCUCCAAGUAACACCAAACUCGCCAUGCGCCUCGAAAUGCCUAGACUCAGACGACCUCGAUGCCUCAGAUCCCAAUUCGUCACACACAAGAAAUUCAGAUGUUGUUUGCGAGGACAACAAGUUCUCGUCGGCAAAGGGACAAAAGUGGCAGACAUGCAUGUCAUGUCUAGAGACGAGCACCUUUUCGCAAGGGGGGGAGAGCGACACCAUGUGGUUCUUGUAUAACCUUCGAUAUGCUGCUGCAUUCUGCGUUUUUGGGUAUCCCAAUGGGACAAGUAUCGGGCUAGAUGUUUGCACCACAACCAAGGCCUGUGGACCAUUACGAGACGGCGUCGAACACGGUCUUCUCGACCAAAAGAACAUGACGGCGUACUCAUACUGCAAAGCCGGCGCAGGAGGUGCCAACGACCUUUCCCAUUAUGAAGGCUGCUUGUCUUGUGUUGCCCCCCAUGGCUCGACAGACUACCUGACCAACUACUUCAAGGCGAUGGAGGCCGGAUGUGCCCAGCAACCGGCACCGGGUGUGCCUCUUGGCCUCAACGAGACUGUGUUCUCUAACAACCGAAUCACCCUUGUCGAUCCAUCAGCACCCAAGGACGAUGGCGACAGCGCGCCGGUCGUUGGCACAACCACCAUCAUUGGUAUCGUGGCUGGAGUGGUAGUGUUGCUUCUAGUUAGCGGAGGAUUCGCUUUCGUCUGCCUUCGCAAGAGGAAGAACAAGACCAGACGUGCCAGCGCCGAAGCUGACUUUUACAGCAACUUUGGUGUCGGCGGUCAUGGCCACCGUCCCAAGUCAUCUAUCUCCUUCCAAUGCCAGACACACAUGAUGUCCCCUCGCUUCUGGCCCGGAGCGGAAGAGGGCAUCUCCCCUGCCACCGAGCAGAGCCCAACGGACACCCAACUCCAGAGGUCAUCUAUCUACAAGCCCCCCAUGGGCGGCAUCGACGCCGUCUCUUCCUACCCCACCAAAGAAAACCGUUACAGUGUGCAACAGAAACAACAAGACGAUUCCAUCGCCACCGCUCCCCACAAGAUGGGCAUGCCCCUCCACCAAAUCACCACCGCCCUUCCCCCCGCCUCUCCUCCCCAGGUGUACACGGCCUCCUCCGAAAAAGUCUACUACUCCCCCUCGGACUUCAAGUCCCCCCUAUCAGCCGACUCGGUCCGCAGCACCGCUGCUCUUUUACCGGCUAUCAAACCCUACAUCCCAGCUGAAUACGGCGUCGUUGGUCAAGCGCAGCCCUACCCCCAACCUCAAGUUCCCAGCCCAGCUCCCACCGUCACAUCUUUUGGUCAAAGCCCAACGUCUGCCGUGUCAGCUCCAGGAACGGGGAUGACGCCGCUGUUGAGGGGCAACCCUUGGUCCGCCGCUCUAGAGAAGCCCCAGCGUCCAGUUAUUAAUGUACCGCCGCCUCCGCCGCAGCAGAAGAAGGGGAGGGAGAGCGUGAUGAUGGUUGGGUUGGGGAUUGAUGCCGGGGCGGUGCCGCCCAAGAGGAAGGGGACGCCGACGCCGACGGGGAGUCCGGUGGAGAGUGUGGAGAUCAAGACUGCUUUUAAGGCGCCGCCGAGGAGGUGAAUUUUUUUUUUUUUUGGUUUCCGAAUAUACCUAUGAGCAUACCAUACCCUAUUGCACCGCCAGGUGCUUUUCUUUGAGUGUAUUAUUUAUGGAAUUAAGUGGAUGGGUGGGGUAGUGUAUGUUAGCGAGCAUGGGACAUAUGGACUAAGUAAGGUAUUGGUGUUUUGGGCGUUUGUCUAUUUGAGAUGUACACAUAUCAUAUCACAUCAUUUGCCUGUCCACCUAUCUACCCUACCUACCUACCUACCAAAGAGGAGAAUAUAACUUGUAUAUCACAUCUUUCUCUGUUUCAUUCUAUCAACCUCCUCUCCUCGCUUCACUGUAGCAUACCGUCAAAACCCCAAAUGUCGAAGAUAUCUACCGCAGCGGGAGGGGGGGAGGACGUGAUAGUAAAUAAGAGAGCAAAAAAAUAUAAGCAAAGUCUCCAGUUCUG